Messenger RNA from Acanthopagrus latus (yellowfin seabream), 7025 nucleotides. RefSeq lists its product as uncharacterized. Bases 118 to 5706 code for a protein of 1862 amino acids. The record is from RefSeq and is a predicted model, not a curated record. The transcript is spliced from 32 exons. Gene Ontology annotation, molecular function: protein binding. NCBI's taxonomy places the organism in Eukaryota, Metazoa, Chordata, Actinopteri, Spariformes, Sparidae.
UGGACUUACUACAGAGACGGGCUUAUCCCCCAAAACAAGAAGAAGGAGGACAACGAGGCUGUAACGCUUCCAGCUAUAAACUGUGGCCCAACUUCACUCUGUCAGAGGGCAAACAGGAUGGGGAGAGACACAAAUCACCUCAGACUGCAGCAAACAGGCAAGACCAAAACUAGUCAUCAGGACAGAAUAACUGACAGGCUGCACCAAGGACAUUUUUUCAAGUUAAAGGCUACAGAUGCUUUUCUGGAUCUGCCUGAAUAUGGGAAAACAAGUGAGAGCUCAUCCAAGUUACUACGCAAGAAGGCACUCGGAGAGGAUGAGGAUGAAGAGGGAAGAGAGAGACGUGACAGAGAGACGGACAGUGGUACUCGCCUGUCUGCGAGGUCGGACAAAGAAGAUGUGGAUGAAAGAAGUGACAACAACCUCCCAGUGACAAACAUCUUGUGUGGUACGAAGACUGAAGAGGUUCACGGGAAGCAGGAGCCUCCAUCGCAUGUUGAAGAGAGGAGAUUCAUGGUCUACAUAUGUGGCGGAUACAAAGACACAGUUGCAGAGAGAAGUGCACUCAUGGAGAACGUUUAUCCCAGAUUGUAUCUGUACUGCAAGCAGAGAGGCUAUGACUUCAGGAUGGUUGACCUCCGCUGGGGGGUUGGAACACCUCUUGCUGAACAACAUGACACUGUCAAGCUACAUGUGGAGAAUCUCCAGCGAUGCCAGAAGACACAGGGUCCAAAUUUGAUUCUUUUCGUCGGACAGAAGUAUGAUGUCCGGACCCUUCCCACUACCAUCAGCAGGGAGGCAUUUGAGGCCAUAAUUAGAGUGAUGGAGAGAGGCCAACAGGAGAUGUCCAGGAGCAAACCAGUGGAGGACAUUCCUGCCUCGGGGUCCCAGUCCAGCAUUACUACAGACAGCAGCUCUGGCAGUUUUGUCAAGGAUUCUAUUUAUGGACAUUUUCUACUUUUUGGAGAACAGGCUACAGACUCUGGACUGCUGAGUCAGAGCUCCCACGAUUCAUUUUCAGAAGGAGAGGAGACCACACUCAGCUCCGUGGGUGCAAAGAGCCGUAGGGAUUUGGUCAAGGACCUAACAUUACUCCAGAUGUGCUAUAAGCUGGACCAGAACUGUCUUCCUCCUGUCUACUGCUUACUUCCAAUCAGCUUUCAACAUCCUGACAUAUUGAGUGUGGACAGGAAGCGCAGGGAACAGGCCAGGAAGGACUGGAGCACUACCUGCCAGAGGGUGUGGGGAAUUCUACAACGCAACGCGUCUGAGGCACUUGGGCAAGCGGAGGCAUCACUGUUACUUCGAACAAUUCUCGACUGGGAAGUAGAGACAGGUCUGCAGUCGGUAGAUGGGGCUCCACCAGAGGAGCACUGCCACUGCUACAAGAGACUCAUCCCGGAUCUUUUCUACAACCUGAAGAAUGAACAUGCAACAAAUUACACCGACCUCCUGAAGGGGCAAGCCCAGCUCGAUCCAGUACUCAACGCAGCACACCAGGAAUUCAUGGACCGGCUUCACAGAAAGCUGCGCCACACCAACAUCUAUGAGCGGAAUGUGGGGUGGGGACGGAAAGGCCUGAACCCUAAACACAAUCGCUCUCACCAGUUCUACAUCGAGCGAAUCUCCUCCCACUUUCAACGGACAGUAAUCAACUCCCUCAACAAAGUAGUGAAGGUCACCAAAACUCAAAGCCCUUUCGAUGCUCUGAGGAGAAAAGCCGUCAGAGUGCGUGUGCAGGAGGAGAUACAGUGUCAUGUCAACUAUGGACUCCAUCUGUGGAAGGGCUGUACUUUGAGGCAGAGCUUCUUAGCUGAUGUAAAGGAGACAGUGGUCCAGUCAAGAACCAGUCCCAUCCUCCUGUUGGGGCCUCCAGGCUGGGGAAAGAGCACCACCAUGGCUGCAUUAGCACAGCUAGCACCCUCCUGGCUACCAGGAUCUGUGAAGAUAUUGGUGCACUUCAUUGGCUUCACUGGAGAGAGCAGGAAUAUUCGUCUGGUCCUGCAGAGUCUUUGUGUCCAGCUGGCUGAAGCCUACUGUCCCCGCAUGCAACUGUCAGAGGACCUCUCUCAGCUGAUCAAUGAGUUCCACUCCCUGCUGGGCCUGGUGGGAGCAGAGCAGCCCCUGGUGGUCCUGCUGGACGGGUUAGAUGAGCUGUCUGAGGAACAUGGUGCAGACCUGUCCUGGGUCUCAAUCCCACUUCCUCCAAAUGUCCGCCUCAUCCUAUCUGCAACCUCUGACUCCCCCUGCACUCACACCCUGCAGUCUGCCCAUCCCACAGUCCUGUCCCUCCCUCCCCUCAGUCCUGACGACAUCACAGCUGCAUUAGUGUCCAAGCUGUGGACGGACAAACGGUGUCUGCAGGAGCAGCAGUGGCAGCUGCUGGUCCAGGCUUGCCUGUCCUGUCCCUGCCCUCUGUAUCUGGAAGCAGCUUAUUCUGAGAGCAUGCUCUGGACCUCCUACUCCCCCCAGGCCAGCCUCAGCCUUCCAGCUAGCCUGGAGGGCUUCUACCUCAGCAUGCUUGCUCGGCUGGAGAGAGAGCUGGGGAGGGAGCUGCUGAGACGAGCUUCUUCUCUGAUUUCCCUCUCCCGUUGGGGUGUCACUGAACAGGAGUUACUGGACCUAUUGGCCAAAGAUGGGAAGGUGCUCCAGGAAGUGACCAGCUGUCACUCCUCCUCCAGCCACCCCAGGGUGCCUUAUGUCCUGUGGGCUAGACUGAAACAUGGCCUCGGUUGUCAUCUAACUGAGGUUAGGACAGAUGGGACGUGGGUGUGCCGCUGGACGCAUUUUGAGCUGAGUCGUGUGUGCAUAAAGCGUUACUUAAAAACAGAUGAGUCCCGCAUGGCUGUGCACUCUGAUUAUGCUGACUACUUCAGAGACAAGUCGCAAGACGCACACAUAUUUCAGCCUCUCGCUUGGACACUGGAUGAGGAAGAGGAUGGUGAAGGGGUGACUAAAAGUUACAGAUUCAAUCUGAGAAAGCUUCAUGGGUUGCCCUACCACCUGGUCCACUCAGGCCAAAUCCUGCCCUUUCUCUCUGAAUGCAUUUUCAACUAUGAGUUCCUGCUACAUAAGGCCUGGGGUCUGUCUGUCCUGGACAUCGAGGAGGACCUGAACAAAGCUGUGCUGCCAGACAAGGUGCUGGUGGAUGUUGAGGUGCUGUCCUCUGCUCUGGAAAUGUCCAGAGCGGUUCUACUGAAGGACCCCUGUCAGCUCGCCUCCCAACUCAUGGGUCGACUGGGACAAAUGGUUAUUGAGGACCGUCCUGUUGCUAAAGGAGACCCGCUGAAGUUCAGUGACCUCCAUGAUUUACUGGCUCAGUGUAUGCAGUCCUCCCUGCCUGUGUUGUUGCCCUCCUCCACCUUUCUGUUUCCCCCAGGAGGCCUCCAACCCAUCCUGCUGGCAGGUCACAUGACCAACGUGGCCGCCCUGGGAGGGGGGCAGAGAGGACCCUUGGCUGUCACCAGUGAAUCGGAUGGAAGCCUGAGGUUUUGGGAUUUGGUGCAGAGGCGGAUCAUCAGGAGCCUGGACCCAGUGGGGGGAGUUGUGGGCGAUUCUCUCUUGCUGGGUCUGGAUGAUAGGAUGCUUAUAGUCUGCAUGGGGCAAAGUCUACAGGUGAGAGAGGUUGAGUCUGGGCGAGUUGUGUAUUCAGAGAGUGAUUCUGUGGAUGUUCCCAUAGUCACCACAACAUGUGAAGGACAGCUGCUGGUGGUCUGCUAUGAUGGUGGUGAUCUAGUCAAGGUUUUGGACCUGGCCUCCUCCUGCUCUCUGUUGCACUGCGUUAACCUUUCCAUGGAGCGGCAGGCGCUCCACAAAGACCGUGCCAUUCUGCUCUCCAGCAGCUCCAUCAGAGACUACGUCCUCUUUGCCUACAGGUCUGGUGGCGAGGCAGCAGUAUUCAGUGCCAGAGGAGGUUUGGUGCUGUCUAUCCUGUCUGCUCAACAUGAUUCUGCCUCUAUACAAGCUGUGGAGAUGACUGAAGACUACCUGCUGCUCUUUUGCAGAUACCCAUACAAGAGAGGCAGUGACAUCAUCCAUAUCGAGGUCUUCAGCACCGUCUCCUUCCUCUACCUGCGGUCUAUACUGGGCUGCAGCCAGGACUGCAUUUCCCAGGUCUCUGUCAACCGAGCAGGGACACAUGCUGUUGCCUUCUGCCCCUCCCCUCGUACCGGCAUCACUGAACUGGUCACCUGGAACCUGGAGACAGAGGACCACAAACAUAUCACCCGUUUCCCUGCAGUAGUGACAAGAGGCCUGUGUUUGGAUCUGCGCUUCUGCCUGGGGAUCUGCACCAGAGAGAAGUAUCUUCACCUGUGGGAUCUGACCUCCAGGAUCAGUGACCAGACCCUGACCUAUAACACCCAUAAGAUGAGGAGUGACGGCACAGAAGAGGUCAUCCCAAUGGGGAAAACCCCGAGGUAUGCUUUGUGCCGCUCCAUCAGAGCUGGGACAGUGUCCGUGUGGAACCUGACCAGACGGCGUUUCACCUGCCGACCUGUCAGAGUGGAGCACGGCCUCUACAGCAGCACUGAUGUCAUGCUCGCCCAUGACUUCAAACUUUACAUCUUCACAGACAGAAGCAGAAACAGCAGCAUGGACCCAUCAUAUCGAUUCCAGACUCUUCUGGUUUAUGACUUGAUUAAGCAAAGUUAUGUAAGGAGACAGACCGGGCUCGCAGUCAUUCCCUGUCCUCAGCACGAGUACCGUCUUCUGGAGGACGGACGGACUCUUCUGGGCCUAUCAGAGACCAGAGAUCAUCUUAUCCUGUGGGAUCUGGACUCUGGCUAUGUCAAACAUGAGAUCAAACCAUCCCACAGAGGGUCGCUUGUGUGCAGCAGCUCAGUCCAAGAGCUGCAGCCUGAUGUGACACCACGCAGAGACACAUUGAUGCCGUGGGACAUCCGCACAGAGAGCCAGUCUGCAAAGAAAAGGAGGUUGGAAAGAGAGGCACAGAGGGAGAGAGAGGCGACGAGGAGGCUGGACAGAGAAAAAUACAACUGUAUAGAGCAGUACCUCCUCAGUGGAGAUGAGCAGGUGGCGGUGUGCUCCUAUUUUGCUCAUCACCUUAAUGUCUUCAGCAUGGUUUCACAAGAACACCUCCACACACUGGAGGAUAAAACAUCACUGCUGAGCCUCCACACGGCAGCUAUUACCUACACCGGCAGCCACCUGGUGCUGACCAACUUUAAGCAAGAGCAGAGGACUCCCUGCAUCACCCUGUGGGACCUGCACAAAGGAACGGUGAGUAAAAGACUGAGGAAGGAGGCUGGAGUUUGCUGCAUAGCUAUCACAGACAACGCAGACAGAGUCGUCUUUGGGGUCACAGGAAGCAACAGGCUGACAGUAUGGGAUCCUUUCAAGAGAAACUACAGGAGCAUCUGCGGCUAUGGGAACCUGAGAAUAGAAGUCUCCAGUAAGCUGUACACGACAGAAGGAGGAACCAAAGCCGUCCUGCUGUCAGGACAGUUGAGCCUGUGGGACCUGGAGGCACGUAGCAUCCUGUCUGUGCUCUCCCUGGAUGCACAUAUUGGCUGUAUGAGGCUGCUCCGUGGACGCGAUAUCUGUGUCCUGCUUGGCCUUAGCCACGGCCCCGCCCUCAUCAGCGUCAGGCCCACAUCCAGGACCGUCAGUUCAGCAACUCAAGCCUCCAGAGAUGGAGACCUGUUUGGAGAGUCCAGCAGCAGUGAAGAAGAGGAGGACUCUUAGGGAAAACUCUGCAAUCAGUAUUCUCCUGGCCAUGUGAUGGACAGACAUCAGAGAAUGUGGAGUCUGCUACAUGACAGACCGGAAGCAAAUUUAUUCUUCAUCGUAUCACAAGGACAGACAAGAAAGAUGCUCAGAUUUAUUGAAGUAAAAAUAUAUUCAAUGUCGUGCUGAUAUGGUGUCAUAGUCUACAGUAUGUACUUUUAUCUGUAUUACACGCCCCCAGUCAUUUUGCAGGGCAUGUUGUCUGUAAUUAUUUGUUAUUUAUGUUCUUAAGAUACAUUAAGUAGCAAUCCAAGGUAUUGGCCUCAUCAGUUGAUUGGAGUUUGCUCGCCCUGCAACCUCGGAUGACUGGGGGAAUCACUGUGGUCGGUGCAGCUUAGCUGCCUCCUAGUUAACAUGACUGGACACCAGACGAGGACUGAACACAGCCUCUGAGACUGAUGGUCAGUUUGAAGACGGAUACAGUAUGGAGGUGAUUUACAGCGGCUCUGACCAAGACUAUGACUCCAGGGAAUGAGAAGUGACUGCAGGUGUGGACAGGAGAAGUGUGAAGGGGCAGGAGAAAGGAGAGAGAGUCGGUAGUGAGUGAAACCAUCGCACACUGAAUUGAGGAUUUAUUUCAACCAAACCAGAGGUGAUUGUGGAAACACAAAUGAGGUCUUUUUAAUUAAGUAAAGAGACAAACUUGAAUUCAGGCAGUGUACGGUUGUAUUUUUCAGUUUAGUAAGGAAAAUAGGUGUCAACAUAUCUGCCUUUCUUGACAUUUUGUGUUAGUUCCUUUUUAGAGUAGUGAACUAGCUGCUGCGUACAUCUCCCAGCUGAAACUACAGGGGCUGUCAGACUAUCCCCUCUAUCCACAUCUCUGCAACACAGUACACCUUGCUGCAUAUUUCAUGCUGAAGGAGAAAAGAAAACUGAAAGGUACUCAAUGACUAUACUUUGUUUUAAUGAAUAUAAAAAGAAAUGUACACAAUAGUGAUAGUGAACCAUUGAAAACAUCAAGUCUACAAACAUGACGUCCUUUUCCAGUGUCCCAUCAACAAUCAUCUCCUCAAUUAAAUAUCUUGUAAACAUAUUACAUGUGUGGGUUAUUCUCUACACCCCAUUAUUUUAUAGACACUGAUUUUGAAUAAUUGAGUACAAUUAAGAAAGUUCAAAUGAAGAAUAAAAACUGUUUGGCCAAAACUUAAGAAAACAAUGACCAUCAUUUUUUAUUGGGACCAUAUCCAGAAUGAGUAGGGACAGUAAACCAAAAGAUGCUUCCAUUUUUCUUCAAAGUCCAAAUUUAAAAAAAAUAAAAUAAAAAAUAAAAAAAAAAA